AUGCGUCAGCAAGCUAUUGGUCUGGAGAGUCAACCGGUCACGAUGGAAGUGGAAAAGGGGGCCAUCCUCCGGUUUGCCGAAGCUAUCGGCGACCUCAAUCCUCAGUACACUGACGAGGCCGCCGCCCGCAAGUCCAUGCUUGGUGGAUUGGUAGCCCCGCCUACUUUUCUCCGCUCCGUGCGCGGGGUCAACCUGGAGUUGCCCUUCGAGCUUUCCUUCAGUCGCCGGUUGGACGGCGGCAGUGACUGGGAAUAUUUCCAGCCGGUGCGACCCGGGGACCGUAUUACUGCAGUGGCUCGCAUAGGCGAAUUGACCGAGCGGGCCGGCCGUCUGGGCGUCAUGGUGUUUAUGACUACCGUAACCACCUACAGCAACCAGUUCGACGAGGUGGUCGCCACCCAGACCAAUACCCUGAUAGCAUAUUAG
This is a messenger RNA of Geodia barretti, 426 nucleotides long. The record is from the annotation of a GenBank genome assembly. NCBI's taxonomy places the organism in Eukaryota, Metazoa, Porifera, Demospongiae, Tetractinellida, Geodiidae.